AUGUCCCAAAAUCUCAGACUUCUCUUGUUUCUCCUUUUCCUCGCAAACCAAAACCAAGUUCUCACACAGCUUGAUGAUCUCUACUUCCAUGGAUUCAAUCAUGUUAAAAACAACAUGAGCCUAAAUGGUGCUGCUGAGAUUGAAAAGGAUGGCUUUCUAUGUUUAACAAACUAUACUAAAAGCAUACUAGGCCAUGCUUUUUACUCAUAUCCAAUCAAGUUCAAGAACUCUAGCAAUGGAAAAGCAUUCUCCUUCUCAACUGCCUUUGUUUUUGCUAUGGUCCCUAAGUAUCCAAAUCUAGGUGGCCAUGGCCUUGCUUUCACUCUCUCUACUUCGAAAGAGCUGCCUGGUGCUUUUUCAAGGCAGUAUCUGGGACUCCUCAAUAAAACUGUCAGUGGUAGCUUCUCGAAUCACAUUUUUGCAGUUGAAUUUGAUACUCAUAGAGAUUAUGAAUUUUUUGAUAUGAAUGAUAACCAUGUUGGUGUUGAUAUCAACAGCAUGAGAUCAAACAAAUCUGUUCCUGCUGCAUAUUUUCUUGAUCAUUCAGAAAAGAAAGAUUUGAAUCUCAUUAGUGGUAAGCCCAUUCAAGCAUGGGUUGAUUACGAUUCAGUCCAGAAUCUACUAGAGGUUAGGCUCUCACCUUCUGCCGCAAAACCGGUCUCUCCUAUCUUGUCUGUUGAUAUAGAUCUCUCUAAUAUUCUAAAUGAUUCUAUGUAUGUUGGUUUCUCUUCGUCAACUGGUUCGAUUACAAGCAAACAUUAUAUUCUUAGAUGGAGUUUCAGAAUAAAUGGAGAGGCUAAAUCUUUCAAUCUUUCUUCUCUUCCUUCUCUUCUCGGGCCUAAAGAUCUCUUGGUAAUUGUUGUAAGCGUCUCAUUUGCGUCUACUUUUGUCAUAAUCUUGGCUAUUGCUAUAUCCUUUUAUCUCUUUAGGAAGAUUAAAGGUGCAGAUAUGAUCGAGGGAUGGGAGCUACAAGUUGGUCCUCACAGAUUCUCUUAUCAAGAACUCAAGAAAGCAACAAAGGGUUUUAGAGAAAAGGAACUUCUUGGCUUUGGUGGAUUCGGUAAAGUUUACAAAGGAAUUCUGAGGAAUUCUAACACUCCAGUAGCAGUUAAGCGAUUCUGUCAUGAGUCUAAACAAGGUUUGAGGGAAUUUUCAACUGAGAUUGCUAGUAUUGGUCGUCUACGCCACAAGAAUUUAGUUUGUUUACUAGGAUGGUCUCGCCGACGAGGUGACCUGCUGCUUGUCUACGAUUUCAUGCCUAAUGGGAGCUUAGAUAAGUACUUAUUUGAGGAACCAAAAACUAUCCUCAAAUGGCCAGAAAGGUUCAAGAUUGUCAAAGAUGUUGCAUCGGGCCUUCUGUAUUUGCAUGAAGAAUGGGAGCAAACUGUGAUUCACAGAGACAUAAAGGCAGGGAAUGUGUUGCUAGAUUCAGAGCUAAAUGGAAGACUUGGCGACUUUGGUCUUGCUAAGUUAUACGAUCGAGGCUCAAAUCCCAACACCACUAAAGUGGUGGGCACAUUGGGUUACUUGGCACCUGAGCUCACAAGAACAGGCAAACCUACAACAAGUUCAGAUGUGUUUGCCUUCGGUGCACUUUUGCUUGAAGUCGUUUGUGGAAGGAGACCUAUUGAGCCCAAGGCACUGCCUGAAGAGCUCAUUUUGGUAGAUUGGGUAUGGGAUAAGUGGAGAGGUGGGGCAAUUCUUGAUGUAGUGGACCAGAGAUUGAAUGGCGAGUUCGACGAGAAUGAGGCUGCUCUUGUGCUUAAACUAGGGCUAAUGUGUUCUAACAAUGCCCCAAAUGCAAGGCCUAUAAUGAGAAAGGUUGUGAGGUAUUUGGCGGGAGAACUGGCAUUGCCUGAGUUGGUUGCAGCGCCAGAUGAAUAUGAUGGGAAAAAUGGUGAUGUAGAUAGUGAUAGUGGUGAUAAAUGCAAGGAUCAUGUGUAUCCAUAUCCAGUAUCAUCAUAUUUGGAGAAGGUCAGUGCAUGA
Messenger RNA from Dovyalis caffra, 1986 nucleotides. The record is from the annotation of a GenBank genome assembly. Lineage: Eukaryota; Viridiplantae; Streptophyta; Magnoliopsida; Malpighiales; Salicaceae.